Molecule: messenger RNA, 992 nt
Organism: Merops nubicus (carmine bee-eater)
Lineage: Eukaryota; Metazoa; Chordata; Aves; Coraciiformes; Meropidae
Gene: SHC2
Product: SHC (Src homology 2 domain containing) transforming protein 2
Exons: 8
Biological process (GO): cell surface receptor protein tyrosine kinase signaling pathway; intracellular signal transduction
Cellular component (GO): plasma membrane
Molecular function (GO): receptor tyrosine kinase binding
Source: RefSeq, a predicted model, not a curated record
UGCCGGGCGUGAAGGGCAUCUGGAAGAAGAAGGCUCCCAACAAAGCCCUCUUCUCCAUCCUGGGCAAGAGCAACCUCCGCUUCGCUGGCAUGAGCAUCGCAGUCAACAUCUCCGUUGAUGGCCUGAACCUCAUGAUCCCCACCACACGCCAGAUCAUCGCCAACCACCACAUGCAAUCCAUCUCUUUCGCCUCCGGCGGGGACACGGACACCACAGACUAUGUCGCCUACGUCGCCAAGGACCCCAUCAACCAGAGAGGUGACUCCAGCCCCCGCACCCAGGAGCUCUGGGGAAGAGGAGGGAUGCACUGGGGGAUAAAGGUGCUGGGUGUGGAGGACUCGGCAUGGGGGGAAGACGAAGAGGCAGCCGAGCACGAUUACUACAACAGCAUCCCUGGGAAGGAGCCACCGCUCGGGGGUCUGAUUGAUUCCCGGCUCCGACACAGCACGGGCCACGUCCGCACACAGCCCUCCGGCUCCGGACCCCCCGGCCAGGGUGGGAUGGCAGCCAGGCGAGACCAGAGCAGCCAGCUGGGACCACCCUGGGACCUGGAGAGCCAGGGGCCCUUCGAGGAUGCCCUGAAGCUCCAUGAGUGCAUUGCUGGGGGCAGAACCAGCCCCCCCAUCGAGGACCAGUGGCUGAGCCCCCCCACGCGGAAGGCCCCCGUCGCCCCCACAGAGGAGCAGCUCAGGCGGGAGCCCUGGUACCACGGGAAGAUGAGCCGGAGGGAUGCCGAGAAGCUCCUGCAGAUGGACGGGGACUUCCUGGUGCGGGACAGCCUCACCAACCCGGGGCAGUACGUGCUGACCGGCAUGCACUGCGGGCAGCCCAAGCAUCUGCUGCUGGUGGAUCCCGAGGGCGUGGUGAGGACCAAGGAUGUGCUGUUUGAGAGCAUCAGCCACCUCAUCAACCACCACCGGCAGAAUGAACAGCCCAUCGUGGCUGCAGAGAGCGAGCUGCACCUCCGCCAGGUUGUCCAGAGGAAGCAGUAA